AUGUCGCACGGCGGCGGCGGCCCAAGCGGCAAUCGCGCCGACGGCGACAACAACUCCGUGCCCGGCAACUACCCGGAGCACCCCUCCUAUCCGGACAUCGAACAACCGGAAAUGGAGGAAGCAACUCGGCAUCAAUCCGCGUAUCGGCGGAGCCAGAUCCGGAACCUACAUCGUACCGCCGCAGAGGCCCCUCCUGCGACCUCUGCCUUCGGAGAUACCCCGGCUCGGUCAAGAGCAAACACGGCAAUUCGCGCCGGAUCCGACAGUGGCUCCGACUCCAUCAUCCUUCGAGGAAGCGACGGCAACGAUUACAAGCUCGGCAACAACAAGACCUCUGUCCGAUACUUGCAUCGCCAGAUUUCCGCUCAAGAGGCUCGCACAGAUGCCCUCGUGGAUCGCAUGACGGCAACCGUCGUGGAAGCGAUGGACAAAAGCUUCAGGGCGUUUGAGGGCAAAUUUGAGAAACGCCUCCAGCGAUUGGAGAACGGUCCUCAACAGCGCGACGCCGCUCCACGAGGCGAACAAUCCGGCUUCGCCAUUCCGCCCGAAGGCGUGCGACUGGGCGCCCACGACAAUCUUGAUCAGCCCUCGCCUCCGGAAAACUUCUAUCGCCAAAUGGCUAGCGGAUCUCGGCCCCCGAUGCCGGCUGCGACGCCGUCUCGGUCGGCCCCACAGGAGCCGUAUCGACAUAGGGAUCGCCAUCCUGGCGGUCCGCCUCCCGACCGCGAGCACCUCCGUGGCGCACGCGAAGGCACUUGCGAUUCAAUCCUUUCGCAGCCAAGCCGAAACCCAGACAAGAUCAAGCGAGAAGAAAUCGGCAUUUUUAAUCCUGACUAUCCGGACCCGGACGACCUUGGUAUCGUGCAAGACGGUAAAAACCUUAUCUUCACUGAUGUCUACAGCUUUGUCGACCGAAUCGCAACCUUUACCGAGAGUCUGGGUGAGGAGGCAUCCCGUCAGAUCCUAGGGCACUUCCAAGCCAUUCUUGGCGGCUCAGCCAUCCUCUGGUGGACCAACGAGCUGAUGGCGGCCCGCCGUAUUGAACUGCGGUCGGCAGGCCUACUCGCCAUCCUCGACGAACUGAUUGUUAGAUUUGGCCCAGAUGCCGCCAACGCGACCAAGAGUUUCUACGACUGCAAGUUGUACCUUCGCGAUGUGGCCGCUGACGAACAGGCAUUACAACAAUUUGUUCAGAAGAAACUACGCUGGGCACGCUCGAUACGCAUGCUCGGUCCAGACCAUUCUAACUGGAGCAGUGCCAUGAUGAUGAUAUGGAGUCAUAUGGAAUUUGAAAUUCAACAAUGCCUCCCUCGACCAGAUGAGUUUGCCAGCCUCUCGGACUAUAUGAAAAAGAUCGAGAAGUCUCGAAUCAUUGUCAAUUCCGCCGCGCUCAAAUACUAUCCACAUUUGGUCAAGAAAUCCUCGAACAAAACCAGCCUGAAGUCGCUCGACAAGGUCGAAGACCGGCCUCGAUCCUCCCGAUCUUCUGACCGCCGCGAGCAGUCUCGCAGCAGCCGUCGCGAGGAACGUUACCGGGACGAUGAGUAUCGCCCUCGUGACCGCUACCGCGAUAACCGUCGUCGUGACCGAGAUGGUAAUCGUGACCAGCGGAAAGACUACGACCGUCGCGACAAGGAAAGGGAUGAUCGCGGUAAACGGGACGAGAAAGACAGGAAGCAUCGAGAUGACCGCUACCGCAAGGACGAUCGAGAUCGUGAUCGCAAGCGCGAUCAUGACCGAGUACAUUUCGCAGAGAUUGACGACGACUCAGGAUCCGAUGCUGACCACUCGGAUGCCAGUUCAAGCGUUUCCUAUCCUUCUGACAGCGAAGUCGACAUCGCCUGCCUUGUUUUCGAUGCUAACCGAACAUGCCGCAAAUGCCACAAGGAAUUUGACGAUAAAACGGAGCUACGCCACCAUGUCAAGACAUGCGAAGUCAAAGGCCCUUUACGCUCACAACGAAAUUGUCAAGCCAAUCUGCAAAAUCCAGCGCGCCGCACCUGUGGGCACUGCGGGGAGCUGGCCGGCUCCCGCAACGCCCUGUUCAAGCAUCUGAAGCAUUGUCAGGGGGCGAAGAGCGGCACAUUUGACCGCCCGGCCGACCCCGGCAUCGACGAAGCCGGCGCGGCUCGGAUCGCCCGCGAACCGGCACCUGACGAUACCUCGGAAGCUCCUGAGGACCUCGGCGAGAUAAACUUCGUCAAGGAAGCUCCCACACUCGGCGACGACAAACCUCUUGAAGGCCCCCUGGGCAACUUCACGUACUUGCGCGUGAAUGCCCGCACCUCGCCAAAGAAGGGAGACGUCGAAGUCUGUUUCGACCCCGGUGCCGGCCGUUCGAUUGUCGGCCGCAACUUCCUUCGCAACCUCGACUAUACUAUCGAGAAACGGGAGGGAAAAGUCUCUGGCAUUGGAGGAGGCAUUUUGAAGCUUAAGGAAUGGGCGACCUUCAGCCUCUAUCUUCCUGGUGUCGAAAACGGGAAGAAAACAUUGUUCAAGUUCACCCGAGGCGCCUGGGUAAUUGACAAGCUUCUUCCUAACCUCCUCCUCGGAAACGACUUCAUGGAUCCUUACCGCGCCAACAUCGACUACGACACUAAGAUCGUACAUCUGCGCGCCAUCGACUUUGCCGUACCUUUCUCCAUUCGAGUACAUUCGGUGCCCUGCGUUCGGCGCGUGAAGACAACUCGUGCCAUUACACUACUCCCGGACCAGGAGGCGAUGAUUCCCGUCAACUACAAACCGCUUCCCAAAGGGCGUUCGUUUCUUUUCAACGCGGAACACGACGCAGCAUUUCACGCAGUCAUUACGGCAAAAACCCCCAAGGUGGUAGCCGUCAAGAACACUUCCCGCGGAACAAUUACCAUCCCGAAGAGAUACCCCGUUGGAAAGAUUGACGAGAACCACGACAGUGGGUUCCUGGCUUGUUCCUGGAAUACAGCUUUUAAGACGAUGGCAGUGGGCGCGACAUUGAUGUCAAUGGCGAAACCUACUACAAUUAGCGAUAUCGAGCCGGCCAACUUCGCCCUGCAAAAUACCAACUCCCUGCCAGUCAGCGCCGAAUUUGACUUCGACAAGCGCACCGCCGCCGUAGCCGAACAUGACCUCGGCCUGCGCGCGCCUGAUGCUCCCACGGUGGAAAACUAUAACGGCACUUCGUCAACGCCGGUGAGCGACUAUGUCUACCAACUCACCCGGGAUGUGACGGUGGACCUGCCGAUCAAUGAUCAGACCUCUGAACAGCCUGAUCUCCCUGUCGUUCCCGAAAAACAGUCCACCCUCGGCAUUCGGAUGGUUGACAACCUACCCGAAAUUGUUACGAAGGAGGGAGUCCAUAUCUUCGCAGAAAACUCGCAAUUGGCCGCCCGCUUUGCUGAACUUGUGCGACGGCUCCCGAGGCUCUGGGAGGAUACAGGUCUUAUAAAACUGCCGCCUGAACAGCUCAUGCGAGUUCCGCUCGUGGAAGGAUGGCAGAACCAGCGGGUCAGCUCCUGUUCUUAUCCUCUCAGCCGCCGCGAUCGUCAGCUGUUGGACGAAAUCUUCGACGGUCUUCAUAAACAGGGAAAGAUGAUCUGGGCUACGCGUGCAACGCCGUUUGCGCAUCCAGUCUUUGUCGUCUGGCGAACGGUCAAGGGGGUAACCAAAGGUCGAGUGGUCAUCGAUCUGCGCGGAUUGAACCGUGUGUCAGUCCCUGACAACUACCCUCUCCCUUUGCAAGCGGAGAUCAUCGGCAGUCUGCGAGGAAAGCGGUACAUCACAGCGAUCGACGCCACAGCGUUCUUCUAUCAAUUUGGCCUCCAUCCACCGCAUCGAGAUCGCUUUACGUUGAUCAGCCCUCGCGGACUCGAACAGCCAACAGUGUGCCUCAUGGGAUACCGAAACUCGCCUGCCCACGUUCAACGAAUUAUGGACCAGCUCCUUAAGCCGCAUGCGGAGUACGCCCGUGCCUUUAUCGACGACAUCGUUAUCUUUUCGAACGAUGCCGAAGACCACCUGAAGCACCUCGAACGCAUCUUUCGGUUAUUCCACGACAAGAACGUCGCCAUCGCGCCCACCAAAUCCUUCAUCGGCUACCCCAGCGUGGAACUGCUCGGCUUUCGCGUGGACAGUUUGGGUCUGACCACCACCGCUCAACGUGUGGAAGCAUUUCGCAAUUUAGCUUUUCCCAAGACUUUGAAAGCUCUGGAACAGUGGAUUGGCGCCACUGGCUUCCUUCGGCACCUGAUUCCGUAUUACGCCCAACUGUUGGAGCCACUUCAGAAACGCAAAACGGCUUUGCUGGCGCAGGGCCGCGAAAAUGGUCAACUGGUUUCCGGCAAUCAGGGAAAGAGAGCCAACUACUGUGCGAAGACGACAUUCGAGCCCUCGGAAGCAGAACGUCUGUCUUUCGACUCAAUCCAGAAGGUUAUCUGCGCGGAGAACCCAUCGAUCUUGUACCAUUUCGACCCCGACAAGCCGCUCUUCUUGCAAGUCGACGGCUGUUUGGAACGCGGCUGCGGCGUCAUGGUCUUCCACGUACAAGAUGGCUACGAAUGGAAACCGGGAUCCGUCAUUCCAUCCAAGCAAGUUCAACCGGUGAUGUUUCUUAGCCGAUGCCUGACAAAAGCCGAACUGCGAUACGGUCCAUCCGAACAGGAGGUUGCAUGUCUGGUUUGGGCAGUCAAGAAACUUCGAACAAUGAUCCAUUCGUCGCGCCAUCCUGUCAAUGUCCUGACCGAUCAUUCUUCGACACGCGGUAUUGUGGAACAAACCCGUCUCGACACUUCGUCAACCGACCGCUCGAAUCGACGGCUGAUUACCGCAUCAGUCUAUCUCUCGGAAUACGAUCUCAAGGUCUUCCACUUGCCAGGAAGAUUGAACUUCGUUCCCGACGCAUUGAGCAGGCUUACCGCCGUGCAGGAUAAACCGGAACGGGAAGAAGGCGAAGUCAUUCUCGACAACGUCAUGUUCGCCUGGGCAGAGGCGCAAAUGGAUGAUUCCUUGAAAAACGAGUUUAUCGCCGCUUACCACGAAGACUCGAAAUACAGCGCCAUCAUCAAGGACUUGAUCAGCGGCGAACCCGCUGAGGGCAGCGGAGAAUUUUUUCGCCCCGGCCUGCCAUUCGUGUUGACGGGGGGACUUCUCUACAAUAUUCGCCCAGACGGCUUGCGAUCCAUUUGCAUUCCGCACAAGAUGGUCAAAACAGUGCUGAGCAUGGUCCACGACCAGAAGCAUCAUUUCGGUAUUGACCGUAUGCUUUACGAUCUUCGUGGUGUCUCAAUGGUGAACAAGACUCGCCAGGUCAGGAAGUUUGCCCAGCACUGCCCGCAGUGCAACGUUGUAAGCACAGAUCGACAGCCUCCCAUCGGCACUCUACAGCCAAUUCGACCUGCAGACACUCUCCCGAUGCGAGUCAUCGGCAUUGAUUUCAUUGUCGGCCUCCCAACGGUGCCCUCUGAAGGCUCACCGUGGCAACUAAAAGGCAAGGUCAGUUUCGAUAGCUUACUGACAGUGUCUUGCAAGUCGAGCAAGCGAACACUUCUGAUCCCCGGCCACACAACGUACACGGCACAACAAUGGGGACAAGUCCUGAUGCGACAAUUGUUUCUUUCCGACUGGGGAGUUCCAUCUGCCAUCAUUUCUGACCGGGAUCGCAAAUUUACGUCAGAAUUCUGGCAGGGCAUGUGGGAGUCGCUGGGAACGAAGCUUCUGAUGACGGCGGCGUACCACCCGCAAUCCGACGGUCUGGCUGAGCGAAAAAACCAGACAGUCGAAAUUGCAAUGCGGUUCUUUGUCUUCGAACGACCAGAGGCGAAUUGGACCGACCUGAUCACCCCACUGCAAUGGAAUCUCAACAGCAGUUACUCCGCACCAAUUCAAUCGUCGCCGCACGAGCAGCUCUUCGGAUUCAAGUUGCCGGGACCUUUUGAGGCUUUGGCUAUACCACCAUCGGUGGAAAGCGACAUCCCAUCUAUGCGAGAAUCGCUUCGGGAGGAUGCCCGUCUAGCGAUGGACUUUGCAGCCGCCCGCGCGAAAAGGCGGUACGAUGCAAACCGUCGCGACAUCGAGUUCAGGGAAGGCGAUAAGGUUUAUCUGCGCCUGCACAAGGGUUAUCACCUACCUGGAAACCCACCUCGGAAACUUUCGCAACAACGCACAGGACCGUUCGAAGUUGUACGCCGCGUCGGCCGAUUGGCAUACGAAUUGAAGUUUCCCGAGAACAUGGGCAUCCACCCGGUUAUCUCCAUUGCGCAUCUGUCGCCAACGCCACCCGGCAACGAUCCGUUUGACCGACACCCCGUGCCACCCGGGCCAGUGGAAGACUCGCAAGCUUCCACCGAUUCCGCUCCCGGAGAGGACUACGAGGUCGAAGUCAUUUUGCGCCAUCGCGUGACACGGCGCAAAUACGAAUAUCUUAUUAAAUGGAAAGGAUGGGGACACGAGCACAACGUCUGGAAGACAGAGUACGAAUUGCGACACACGCCUCGCCUUCUGAAGGAAUACUGGCAACGGCAAGGAGGCCAACCGGCACUACCCGGCGACGACGCCACCGAGCCGCGGCGUAAGCGUGGCCGCCCGCGAAAGAACGUCGCUCCAGCGGAAGAAGCUCCCGCCGCAAACAGGGAGCCCGAGGUGCCUCCGAAAGAUGGUAGACGGCGUAGCCGGCGGUUGGUGCCGACCGGGACGAUGCCGACACCCGCCUCGGAGGAGGCGACGCCCGCAUCUACAACAGCGGCACCACAAUGA
Molecule: messenger RNA, 6726 nt
Organism: Chaetomium globosum CBS 148.51
Lineage: Eukaryota; Fungi; Ascomycota; Sordariomycetes; Sordariales; Chaetomiaceae
Exons: 1
Coding region: 1-6726 (2241 amino acids)
Biological process (GO): DNA integration; proteolysis
Molecular function (GO): aspartic-type endopeptidase activity; nucleic acid binding
Source: RefSeq, a predicted model, not a curated record